Molecule: messenger RNA, 1020 nt
Organism: Symbiodinium sp. CCMP2592
Lineage: Eukaryota; Dinophyceae; Suessiales; Symbiodiniaceae
Source: the annotation of a GenBank genome assembly
AUGUCUGUCGACGAGAAUCAGCUUGCGGAAGCUCGGGCGGAACUGAACAACUUCGCGGGCUACAUGAAGGACAAGGACAAACAGGACGAAAGCAACCAAUCCACAGGACCGCCUCCUUCCCUCACGGGCGAGGACAUGGAUGUGGACAGAUCCAAGAGGCAGCCGACCACGGAGGAAAACCCGGCGACCAAGUUUGCGAAGGGUCAGGAGAAGGGCCAGAAUCCGGGACAGGCGGACGAACUGCCAGAUCAACAAGUGGCGGGUCAACCGUCGAACACGGGCAAAGGGCGGAGACCUGCGACCUCCCAGCUGCAGAAGACGGGCGAUCACCGGGGAUACCGGGGAGAUGGCUGGAAGAAGGACUGGAAGUCUCAGGGCUCAGCCGGGCAACAGCAGUGCAGCUCCAAGGACAACAAGGAGGAGGAGCUCAAAGAGAUGGAUGGAGGACACAAUGACCAUCCAGGGCUUGGACACGGACUCUACAAUGUAGCGCAGCAGUGGCGAAAGCAAAAGGAAGAAAACCCCGCAAGCCUCGAGCUCCCGGUGCGCAACGUCCUGCUCCACUGUUUCCUCGACGCCCUCCUCGAGAAGAUCAAAAGGAUCAACAGGGACCCUGCCCUCCUGCAGAAGGCCAAGGCACUGGGUCUCGUGGAGGGCGACGCCUUCCCCUUCCUCCAAUGGGACCACGAACAGAAGAAGCACGUCAAGGCUACACAGGAGGCGAUGUCGUACGACGAGGUCCUGAGAACGGUGACGGCUUUGGGGCAGCUGACUGCGGUGCCGGAUGUGGUCGGCAGGUUCCAUGCCUUGCGACGCCUGUCAGAUCAGCACCAAUCCGAAGUGGUGCCAUUUGUGCUUCAGGUGCAGAACAGGAAUGCGGAAGCUCAGCAAUUCUAUCAAGGAAUGCGUCGGCUCUGCAGAUGCUCGGUCAUGCACCUGGUGGGUGCGACCCUUCGCCCCACCAAACUAGGCCGUUCACCACUGGCUUUGCAGAUCGAGAAGAUUCUGCAAUCUCUCUGA